Budorcas taxicolor (takin) is the source of this 1338-nucleotide messenger RNA. It is a transcript of the gene SGPP1, whose product is annotated as sphingosine-1-phosphate phosphatase 1. Gene Ontology annotation, molecular function: sphingosine-1-phosphate phosphatase activity. Lineage: Eukaryota; Metazoa; Chordata; Mammalia; Artiodactyla; Bovidae. The coding region runs from base 1 to 1338 and encodes 445 amino acids. Gene Ontology annotation, biological process: sphingosine metabolic process; phospholipid dephosphorylation. The record is from RefSeq and is a predicted model, not a curated record. The transcript is spliced from 3 exons. Gene Ontology annotation, cellular component: endoplasmic reticulum membrane.
AUGUCGUUGGGGCAGUGGCUGGCCCAGCUGAUGAGCAGUUUGCAGGACCCGCAGAAAGUGGCCCGUUUCCAGCAGCUGUGCGGGGUGGAAGCGCCGGUGAGCUGCACAGCCGCGGCCGCCGCCGACCCGAGGGAGGAUGAGAAGGCGGAGGCGCAGCUCGCCGGAGAAUCGCGGCGCAGAGAGCGGCAGCCGGGGGCGUCCGGAGGCCCUCCGCCGCCCGGGAGCGACCGCAAUCAGUGCCCGGCCAAGCUGGGCGACGGCGGCGCCCCCAACGGCGUGCGGAACGGGCGGGCGACCGAGGUGGGCCCAGCCUCGCCGCGGCGCGCGGGGCUUCUGCGCCGCAACUCGCUGACGGGCGAGGAGGGACAGUUGGCCCACGUGAGUAACUGGCCUCUCCACUACCUGUUCUGCUUCGGCACGGAGCUGGGCAACGAACUCUUUUACAUACUGUUCUUCCCCUUCUGGAUCUGGAACCUGGACGCCCUGGUGGGCCGGAGGCUCGUGGUCAUCUGGGUGCUGGUCAUGUACCUGGGCCAGUGCACCAAGGACAUCAUCCGCUGGCCGCGGCCCGCCUCGCCACCCGUGGUCAAGUUGGAGGUUUUCUACAACUCUGAGUACAGCAUGCCCUCCACCCAUGCCAUGUCCGGCACCGCCAUCCCCAUCUCCAUGAUCCUCCUCACCUAUGGCCGCUGGCAGUAUCCUCUCACAUAUGGACUGAUUCUUAUUCCCUGCUGGUGUUCUCUAGUUUGCAUAAGUAGAAUUUACAUGGGAAUGCACUCCAUUCUGGAUGUUAUUGCUGGAUUCCUAUAUACCAUUUUAAUCUUGGUUAUCUUCUAUCCAUUUGUGGAUGUGAUUGACAACUUCAACCAAACUCACAGAUAUGCUCCAUUAAUCAUCAUCGGGCUUCAUUUAGCCUUGGGGAUCUUUUCUUUCACUCUUGACACCUGGAGUACAUCCCGGGGAGACACAGCUGAGAUUCUGGGAAGUGGUGCAGGGAUUGCAUGUGGAUCUCAUUUUACCUAUAAAAUGGGUCUACUCUUAGAUCCUCCUCUGGAUAUAUUACCUUUAGCUAGGCACCCCAUUUCAAUGACUCUGUUUGGAAAAGCCAUAUUGCGGAUAUUCAUAGGGAUGUUCUUUGUACUAGUCGUCAGAGAUAUGAUGAAAAGGAUCACUAUUCCUUUAGCCUGUAAAAUCUUCAGUAUACCUUGUGAUGAUAUUCGAAAAGCAAGGCAGCACAUGGAAGUUGAACUUCCUUAUCGGUAUAUCACCUAUGGAAUGGUUGGUUUCUCCAUCACAUUUUUGGUUCCUUACAUAUUUUUCUUUAUUGGAAUCUCUUGA